Molecule: messenger RNA, 1146 nt
Organism: Symbiodinium sp. CCMP2592
Lineage: Eukaryota; Dinophyceae; Suessiales; Symbiodiniaceae
Source: the annotation of a GenBank genome assembly
AUGUCCCGAUCGUCCCAAGUGCUGGCACAGAAUGACUCUGAAGAAUCGGAGAUUCCCGCAGCGAGACAUGCCAGUCCGGAGUCGUUCUGGGAGCUUCAUCGCCGAUUGGCGGAAUGCUACAUGAACGACAUGCGCGUGCACGCGCCGCAGGACAGUCAUGCAAGGAACCUACUCGAGACGGCGCAUGCUUCUACAACCCCGUCACCACCUGCAGGCAGUCCUCACCCGCUGUCGCCGCUGGCGGUGUCCUUCCCAGAGAUGUUGAAGCCGAAAAACAAGUCGGCCAGCAUGUCAAGUCAUGUGGCAUUGCCUUCUCCUUGCUUCAGCGACAGGCUAACGCCAGAGCGUGGUGAGUUUGGAGUGCCGAAAGUUGCGCCAUCCCCCGUGCGUCGCCGCAUGUCGGACAAAUCUUCCGUCCACGACAAUGGAAUCGCUUCUCGCGACUUCGGCUGUGCCUCUCGAGGAUCCAGCAUGGUGAGCGCUAGCUUUACGCCUCGUCGAUGUUGGCUGGUGAAAAACAAACAGCCGACCAUCAGUCGACGAAAGAGCCUGCAAGCGGCCACCACCACGUCUUCAAAGGCGAUGGAUUUGCUUCAAACUUCGAACGACUACAAGGACGGCGCCCAGAGGCCUUUUUCCUUGCGGAGCUUCCAUCUCAAUCCGACUGGAAACUUCCGCAGCUUCUGGGACCUUCUCGGCCUCUGCUUCCUAGUGAAGGAUGUCAUUGCCAUUCCUCUUCAGCUUGUGAACGUGAACCUUCAGGUUUUCACGACUUACAAUGUCGUCAAUGCUCUGGCCUUGGUAUAUUGGGUUGUGGACAUCUUCCUCGGCUUCGUGACCGGUCUGCUCCACAAGGGACAUCUCAUUACUGACCGUCGGAAGAUUUGCCGGCAUUACUUGCAGACAUGGUUUUUCAUCGACGUCGGCGUCACCGCCAUGGACAUCGUGCUGGAGUUCGGUGCCGUAGAUGACACGGUAGGCGAGUCUGCAACAACUACACGCUUCCUUCGAUUUCUACGAGUUAUGCGAGUUCUCAGACUCGGAAAGCUGAGUCAGAUCACGCAGUUCUUUCAAGAUCAGUUCGAAACACAAGUCGCAUCCAUGGAGUUCAGCUUGAUCUUUGUGAUGCUUAGCACCUCGAUUUGA